GCAGGCCUGCUUCUGAGGCAAGGUGAAUGUGUUAAGUAUUUUAUGAUUGGCUAAUCGGGUUGUUUCCCCAGGAACGGCUUGAACGUUGGCUCUAGACUAACAGCGAAGAUAUCUUUGGUAACAGCUGCAUAUUGAAGUCAAGGCGUGUCGAGAGAUAGAGGGGUAAGAGCAAAACGGGCAACAAAUGUCUCAGCCUAUUUGUUAUGCAUUUAUUUGCCUGUCCUUUUUCGAGGGAAGUGUGGGCGGAAGUGGACGGACGGAACACAAAAGCUAGGCUAAAAUAUGAAUUAAUUUAAUUAUAGAAACGGCUGUCGUCGCUCUGGAUUUUAUUCUUGUAUUUGAGUGUGUGAUUUGAUUAUGUCAAACAUCUCCGAGCUAGUAAAAAUAAUACUUUUCCAGUACAAAUAUUCUUCAAAGAUCGUAAUACAAUAAUAACAACAACAACAAUAACAAUAUAAAAAAAUCACCUGAUUGAAAUAUUUUAUGACGUAUACAUAUGUAUACAUAUUAAUAAUAAUGAUUGUAUUUUUUAUUUACCUCUGCUGCACAUACACACAGAUACUGUAAUUGAACAGUAUAAAAUAUACUAAAAAAAAAAAAACGACUCGAGUCCUUAGGUUUAUUUUAUAGAUCACAAUCACACAAGCAAGCUGAUGGUUUUAAACCUGAAUUAACUAAAUAAUCAUUAUUAAAAAGAAUUAACAACAUUUUAAAAAGAAAUGGCUGCCUUAAGUGCAAGAGGUUUUAUGAUCAACAUUAGACUUUUUGUCACACGGACCAACAUCAAUCCAUAUACAAAGUUACACUCAAUGAAAAUAUUCCUUGGUAAAACUAAGGGCCUGACCUUAAGUAGUGUUCCCAAGCUCACUUUAGCAUGCUGGGGUGUGGAUAAGGCAGUGCUUUCAGUGGCCAAUUGCCAAGAGGUGGCUCUGAAGGAAGCUGAGCUAAAACUGAUUACAAGGUCCCAGCCAGAGAGUUCUCUGUUGAGUCUUCAGCUGCACAGACUGCGAUUCGCUCUUCAAUUGGGGCUGAGGUCCUUUGUCCUAUUCCUGAAGUUCAGUCCCUUGCUCCUGCUGUACCCUCUCAGCCUGGUCUCCCACAGGCUAGCCUCACUGUGGCUGGACCUCCUCCUGUGGGCUGUUGAGUCAUCUGGACCCACGUUCAUCAAGUUGGGCCAGUGGGCUAGCACUCGCCGGGACCUGUUCUCGGAGGAGUUCUGUGACAGGUUCUCCCGGCUUCACGUCGGAGUGCAGCCACACUCCUGGGCCCACACCAAGCGCUGCCUGAGGAAGGCCUUUGGGGAGGAUUGGAGGAGGCUGUUCCAGUUCGAGAGCAAGGAGCCUGUGGGUUCGGGAUGCGUGGCGCAGGUCUACAGGGCCCUUGCUCAUGUGGACAGAGUGAAAGACCCUGAGUUUCAUCAGCUGGUGGAUUCCAUGGAGAAGGAUGACCUAUAUGAAGCCUGGGAGAUCCCUGGGUUGAGGGGGGUGUUCAGGGCCAUGGUAGGGAGGCAGGCUGAAGAUGACAGUGAGGAUACAGCAGAAGGAAGUCUGGAGAGGACCAGAAAGGAUGGCCAAGACGGGGAGCACCUCAUGCCAGUAGCUAUUAAGGUCCUUCACCCCGGGAUCUCCCAGCAGGUCCGAACAGACCUCCUGCUUAUGAAGACUGGCAGCUGGCUGAUGGGGUGUCUCCCGGGGCUCAAGUGGCUCAGCCUGUAUGAGGUUGUGGAGGAGUUUGAGAAGCUCAUGAUCCGACAGAUUGACCUGAGAUACGAGGCUAGAAAUAUGGAAAAAUUCCAGGAGAAUUUUCAAGAUGUGGACUUUGUAAAGUUUCCCACUCCCCUUCGUCCUUUCAUCACAAGAAACAUUCUGGUGGAAACUUUCGAGGAGAGUGAUCCCAUUUCUAAAUACCUAGCUCAGGAUAUCCCAGCAGAAAUGAAGCAAAAAAUUGCCAGGAUGGGAGUGGACACACUCCUUAAGAUGGUGUUUGUAGAUAAUUUUGUGCACGGGGACCUGCACCCCGGUAAUAUCCUGGUGCAGUGUGAGAACCAAAGCGACCUCCUGGGCACAGCUACCCUGCUGGACUUGUGUGACACACUGAUUGUGAGCGUGAGGCCUCCGACAACUGCACUGCACCUCGUGCUAUUGGACACCGGGAUUGUGGCGGAGCUCCAAGAGAGAGACCGCCAGAAUUUCCGCGCUGUUUUCACUGCUGUGGUGCUCGGACAGGGCGAAAAGGUGGCUGAGCUGAUACUGCAUCAUGCCCGAGCCAGUGAGUGCCGUGACGUGGAGAGGUUCAAAUGUGAGAUGGCUGAGCUGGUGAAUGAGGCCAAGAGAAAUACUGUCUCCCUAGGAAAGCUCCAGGUUGGUGACUUACUGUCUCGGGUCUUCAAGCUGCUGAUCACACACAAGGUGAAGCUGGAGAGUAACUUCGCCUCAAUUGUUUUUGCCAUCGUGGUCCUUGAAGGACUUGGAAGGUCUCUGGACCCACACCUGGAUAUUCUGGAGAUUGCUAAACCCCUCCUGCUGAAGACCUGUGCAUCGCUCAUCUGACACAAGCUGUACCAACACACUGAAAUCCAGUGGAUUCACACCUCCAGAAAACCAGAUAUUCAUCUAGAACUUCAAACCACUCAGAGGCAUUUAACAGUGCUGUAAAUGCUUUGAAAGAAAACAAACUGUGACUUAUCCUGGUAGUAUAUGGGUUGAUCAAAUCAGCCCCUAAGUCCAGUGGACAUACAUUGCAGCUCGGGUGUUCAUCUGUCACUCGGUAGAAGUGAUUGAUUUUAGUUCUCAGUCAGUCAAAAAGUCCUCAAUAAUGCUAUAUAAAUCAUUAUUUUAUUACUAUAACAUCUCAAAAAGCUUGGAAAAUGUCUGUGUUAUU
Polyodon spathula (Mississippi paddlefish) is the source of this 2880-nucleotide messenger RNA. It is a transcript of the gene adck2, whose product is annotated as aarF domain containing kinase 2. Gene Ontology annotation, molecular function: protein kinase activity; ATP binding. NCBI's taxonomy places the organism in Eukaryota, Metazoa, Chordata, Actinopteri, Acipenseriformes, Polyodontidae. Bases 720 to 2549 code for a protein of 609 amino acids. The record is from RefSeq and is a predicted model, not a curated record. The transcript has 8 exons. Gene Ontology annotation, biological process: protein phosphorylation. Gene Ontology annotation, cellular component: mitochondrion.